Messenger RNA from Carcharodon carcharias (great white shark), 1624 nucleotides. Its product is annotated as forkhead box protein J2-like. Gene Ontology annotation, biological process: regulation of transcription by RNA polymerase II. The record is from RefSeq and is a predicted model, not a curated record. Gene Ontology annotation, molecular function: DNA-binding transcription factor activity, RNA polymerase II-specific; RNA polymerase II cis-regulatory region sequence-specific DNA binding. The transcript has 10 exons. Gene Ontology annotation, cellular component: nucleus. Bases 145 to 1482 code for a protein of 445 amino acids. NCBI's taxonomy places the organism in Eukaryota, Metazoa, Chordata, Chondrichthyes, Lamniformes, Lamnidae.
AAAGAGAGAGAGACAGAGAGAGAGAGAGACAGAGAGAGAGACAGAGAGAGACAGAGAGAGCGUGAGAGAGAGAGAGACAGAGAGACGGAGAGAGCAUGAGAGAGAGAGAGAGUGAGUGUGUGGUAUACCUCGCUUGAGGAGACCAUGUCCUCUGAGUUGGAGAGCAGUUUGACCUCCAUGGACUGGCUGCCUUGCCUGUCGCUCCCCCGGACAGGAAAGUGUUCCCCCAAGACUCGGAGAGGAGGGACGGGUGGUCAGGGGGUGAAACCCCCUCACAGCUACGCCAGUCUGAUCAGGAUGGCUAUCCAGAGCACUCCGACUGGGAGGAAGACGCUGAGGGAGAUCUAUCAGUGGAUAACCGAGAACUUCCAAUAUUAUCAGCAAUCCACCCAUGGCUGGAAGAACUCUAUCCGGCACAAUCUCUCCAUGAACAAAUGCUUUCGGAAGAUUCCUCGGACAAGGGAGACCCCAGGAAAGGGUUCUUACUGGACGAUAGCAGCGAGUGCCAAAGAGAAACCAGCCCCUCGAGGUGUGAAAAAGCUGCCAAAGGGAGAAAAGUCACCUCAUGAUUUGGGACAUGCAAGGGCCAGCCAGAUCCCAGAUGUAAUAGAGACCUCACAGCUGACGCAUGAUUUGGAGAGUACAGUGGACUGCAGCCAGUUACCUGGGAUUACACAGCUCAAUGUUCCACCACUACAGAAUCCAGGGACACUGGUCCCUGACAUCAAGGUGGUUCCCCCGGAUGCGGGUCUCGCUCAUCCCGGCGUCGGUGUCUCCCGAGAGGAGACUGCCUUCACCUUCCCAGACUUGGAUUUCGGGGACCUGAGCCUAUCGUUCCACAGCCUGUGUCAGUCCAUCAGGUCGUCCAGACAGGGAGGGCCUGGGAGCGUCCCCGGCGAGUGUAGAACCCCCCUCCACACCCCCGUCGUCUCCUGCUCCCCUCUUUCCCGCUCCCCCUUCUCCCUGCUGCACAGCCCCACGCAGCCGACCAGCCGGGGGAGCGAGGCCCAGGACAGGUGUCCAGAGACUCCGAGGAGAGCAACUGGCAACAGCAGGAAAGUUCUGCCCCCGGACUGGUUCACCCGGCUGGACUCUGUCCGAGACGCCCUGGAGAUCGCCGGCCGCAUUGACUGGGCAACACUGGACCUCUCGCUCUUCCCAGGGCUGACCGAGAACCCAGACGGUGAGCACCCACCCCUCGACCAAGCCGGGUUCCAGGACCUCUACGGCUGGCUGGACCGGGCCUUCAGGCUGUGUGGCGUGAUCGAGGCCCAGGUUCCGGGGGACGAUCAUAUGGAGAAGCAGACUGAACGGACACAGCCAGGAAAUGCAGAACUAGCAACAGGGAAUAAAAACGACAUUCCCGAAUUCCUUACCACACACAACAAACUCCCUAUUCCCCGGCAAGGCAGUUCCACUCAGAGGCUGUUCAGCUCCAGCAGUGAGAUCCAGGAUGAAUUUGACUGGGAUUCAAUUGUUUGACUUUUGUUUGUAAUACAUCUCCCUCUGUCUCACUCCAUCUAUGUCUGACUGUGUCUUUGUCUCUUUCUGUCUCUGUCUGUCUCUAACUCUCUAUCUCUCGCUCACUGUCUUUCUCUUUUUAUCUUUUGCUCUGUCUCUCUCU